Stegostoma tigrinum is the source of this 2379-nucleotide messenger RNA. RefSeq names its product actin binding LIM protein 1b (gene ablim1b). Gene Ontology annotation, biological process: cilium assembly; lamellipodium assembly. Gene Ontology annotation, cellular component: stress fiber; actin cytoskeleton. The record is from RefSeq and is a predicted model, not a curated record. The transcript is spliced from 22 exons. Bases 267 to 2234 code for a protein of 655 amino acids. NCBI's taxonomy places the organism in Eukaryota, Metazoa, Chordata, Chondrichthyes, Orectolobiformes, Stegostomatidae. Gene Ontology annotation, molecular function: actin filament binding.
CAGAGAGCAGUGGAAUUUGUAUUCACUGCAUAGCAGCUGUGAAUGGUUAUUUCAACAAGGCAGAAUCCACAUCGGGAUUGCAGAGUAAUUCCUGACAAGCCGUCACACUCAGACCCUGCUUUCGGCUGUCAGAACUGCUUAAAGGCUGCUGUGCAAACUAACUACUGUAUGUAAAAACCAGGGAUAUUAUCACUGGUGCCUGAUCAAAAAGCGGACUUAGAUGCAAAUCUAGUUUUACAGUCUUUACCGGAGCUACUGCUGAUGAAAUGGUCAUGGUGAAUGAAAAAGUGGCUCACCCUCAGGACCCUCACAAGCCCACAGAAAAGCCAGCCAUCCACUGUUUCAAAUGUGGAGACCCAUGUAAAGGACAAGUACUACGUGUCCAAUCAAGACAUUUCCACCUCAAAUGCUUCACUUGCAAAGUUUGUGGCUGUGACUUGGCCAAAGGUGGAUUUUUCAUGAAGAAUAGUGAUUAUCUUUGCACCUUGGACUACCAGCGGCUGUAUGGAACUCGCUGCCAGGGCUGCAGAGAGUUUGUGGAGGGAGAAGUCGUCACAGCAUUGGGAAAGACCUAUCAUCCCAAAUGCUUUGUUUGCUCCAUAUGCAAGCGCCCUUUCCCAGCAGGGGACCGUGUGACUUUUAAUGGAAGGGAUUGUCUGUGUGAGCACUGUGCCCAGCCAAAGUCUUUGAGUCCCAAAGAGCUUGUCAGUAACAGCAAUUGUGCAGGCUGUGGCAGAGACAUUAAAAAUGGACAAGCUUUACUGGCUCUUGAGAGACAGUGGCACCUGGGGUGUUUCAAGUGUAAAGCCUGUGGGAAUGUUCUUACUGGGGAGUACAUCAGCAAGGAUGGUGCUCCCUAUUGUGAGAAGGAUUAUCAGAGUCUAUUUGGUGUGAAAUGUGAAGACUGUGGCAAAUUCAUCACUGGAAAGGUCUUGGAGGCAGGAGACAAACAUUAUCAUCCGAGUUGUGCACGAUGCAGCAAAUGCAACCAGAUGUUUACAGAAGGGGAAGAAAUGUACCUGCAAGGCUCCACAGUUUGGCAUCCCGACUGUAAGAAGUCCACCAGGGCUGAAGAAAAACAAAGGCCCACACGAUCCUCUUCUGAAAGUAUUUCCUCCAGACCUGGUUCCAGCAUACCCAGCUCGCCUGGCCACACAAUUUAUGCAAAAGUCGACAAUGAGAUUCUUGACUACAAGGACCUGGCUGCCAUCCCCAAAGUUAAAGCUAUUUAUGACAUUGAACGGCCUGACCUGAUCACUUACGAGCCAUAUUUUGGCACCACCUUUGAGGAUAGACAUGAACGCCAUAGUAUGGGAGAGUCUCAAUACGCAAGGAGUGACAACGGCUCGCUUGUUCAAAGUGAAAUUUCGCCAAGGACACUUUCCCCUACACCUUCCACUGAGGGGUACCACGAUGUACGUGAUCGAAUGGUGCAUAGGUCCUCUAGCCAAAGCUCCAUCAGUUCUCCCAGCUACACUCGUCACUGCUAUACCCCUACUGUGCCUCGCUCUCCACAACACUUUCACCGACCUGCUCCUACAUUUUACAUAGGCACUGAGCCAUCCAGUGGUCGGAACUCCCCUCUCCCUAGUCGGUCCGAGAGCAGGCCUCUAACACCAUCUUAUGUUCAGGCCCCCAAACAUUUCCAUCUUCCAGACCAAGGGACUAAUAUUUAUAGAAAGCCUCCGAUCUACAAGCAAUAUGAUACAGCUGCAAUGGCAGCACAACUCAAGACAGGCGUGGAGAUCAUCAAGUCAUCCAAGUUCCCAGCUGCCCAGGCUCCAGAUCCUGAUCAAACUUCUGAGGUGGAGGCUGACUACUGGCCAGGUUCAGGUACUAUAGGAGCAGACAGGAGGCGGGGGAGUGAACGAGAAGAUGAGGAUGAGGAAAAACUCAGACGUCGACAACUCCAGGAGGAGCAACUCAGCAAAAUCCAGUCAGGCCUUGGGAAGCUGAUCCUGAAAGAAGAGUUGGAAAAGGAGAAGCAAGCCCGAUUAGCCUCUCAAACUCUCCAUGCCGACAUCCAGUUCAGACAUCGUUAUGAUUCAGCAGGGAAUGCAUCCCUGCACGCUUCUGCCUCCAAAACAUCUUCCCUUCCUGGCUAUGGAAGAAAUGGGCUGCAUAGGCCACAGUCCACAGAUUUCUCAGAAUAUGACAGCUACAGUGAUGUAGGAGAGGGUGUCAGAGAGACGCUGGUAUGUUGGUGUCAUUAUGAAGGUCAAAAAAUACCUUAAGCAUAAAAAGGAAAAGCUUACUUUUUAAUACUGUAAUGUUCAUAAUGUUUUGUGCAUACUAAAGAGAUGUAUAAACUCAUGUAAUAGCUGACUUCAAAUAAUCCAGGCAGCAGUUGAGAAUAUUUUGUAAUGAUUCUCAGCCUAA